AUGGACACCCUCAUUGACCUUCUUCCCUACCAUAAACAAUUCAAAGCUGCCGGGCUGGCCGUGACAUCUCAAAGUGGACCGUCGAACUUGAGACCGAAGCCACAAGCCUCAUUUUCAGACUCAGGGCCCGUCAUCGGGUCUUUGCUUCCGUCGUUCCGCAAGGAGCCACGACAGCCUUCUUCAAGGACCCAUAGCGAUCGCAAAUUCUCGAAAGGCCACAUUCAUCCAUCUCUCCCUACGCCGGCCGAGCCCUUCUUGACACUGGAAGAUAAACUAGGAAGACUGGACUCGUACUUCGAUGCUCCCAAAUCCAAGACGCCACAGGAGCAGCCCGACCUCCAGAAGACGCCAUUACCGUUACCUGCAUGCAGUGCAAGAAGCACUCUCACGGACAAACCUUUGCCCAGAAAGCCGCCGAUCGAGCGCCGGCCCAUUCCUGCAAGAAGCGGGCGUCGUCACAUGGAAAACACGGCUGACUGGCCCACAGCUGGAGUGCUAAUACACGACCACUACCCAUGUCCCCCAUGUCGAGACGAGUUGUCAAUCUUGUCGGGCGACAGGCAAGCAGCCAAAGCCAAAGCCACUGUAUCUGUUCAGUCUUGGACGAGUCACGGGGAGUUUCCGCAAGAGCCGCGAAGAACCCCACCAUCUCCGCCAGGACAAGAAAGCAAACCGGAAACACCGCCCAAGGAUCUCCCAUUGAAGGAGGAUAAAUCCCCGGCAGGCUGUCACCAACAGCCAGGGCACUUUGCAUACGGCAAUCACCACAAAGCAACGGGUCUGCGGCGCAGGUUGACUGCCAAACCACCUCACUGUGCGCCCGCGGCCAUUCGAGACGAUUCUGAGAUUAUUUCAGAGGAUGCCAAGCAGCUGGUUUCCAGGCAGAAUGAGGUGCAGCCUGAAAGAGACCCAGCGCCACAAUUGCAUGUCACUCUUCCGGGGUCAUCCUCAUCCUUUGAGAAAGCUUUGGAUGCAGUCGUCUCGAAACUGGAUGCUAUGGAGGACAGCAGACGAUACGAAAGGAAGCAGAACCUAGAAGCAUCCCAAAUAGAAGCUCUUAAUACCGCGACAACACCAGGUUACGCGGAUUUGGAAGGCACAAGCUCGAAACCGUCAAGCACACCUCACUCGCAGCACCCGACUUUGAUUGCAGCGCAGGCCACGAGAACUGCGUCUUCGGACGCUGUAGAAGGCUCUGAUAGUGGCAUCAACGACAGGGACAUUCUUAUUGGCUUGAAAAUGGCGAUCUGUGCUGCCUGCGAUGAGGAUCUCGAUGCUUGGAUCCGUGAGAAGACUGGUCUCAGGCUACGCCGAUUCCUGGCCGACCUCAAAGCCUUCGAGAUUGUCUCGAGGGAGAGGGAGCUCUCAGUGCCGCUGCCGCUGUCCCGGCGCAUCCGCACGCAUGACAAGGUGAACAAACGGGUGGAGUCUGAGCGGGAGCGCGGGAAACGGGUCUCCAAGAAAUGGGCGCCUUGCUUCGGGGCUGAUGGCCAAGGCUUGCUACCCGAAUCAAGCCAAGAGAUGUGA
Messenger RNA from Cryphonectria parasitica EP155, 1527 nucleotides. RefSeq lists its product as uncharacterized. Lineage: Eukaryota; Fungi; Ascomycota; Sordariomycetes; Diaporthales; Cryphonectriaceae. Bases 1 to 1527 code for a protein of 508 amino acids. The transcript has 2 exons. The record is from RefSeq and is a predicted model, not a curated record.